ACCAAAAGUUGAAGUUCCCUCUCUCAUAUCUGCUGCCAUCAAAUGGCCAAAGUUCAUCCUUUCAUAAUAGCAAAUGGUAAUAGUAGGGUUGAUGCUUCUUGCAGCUCUACUACUACUGCUAGUAGUUUGUGUACUACCAAGUAUCUGACGUCAAAGAGAGAAACGUUCACUAUAUGGAUGAAAUCGCUUGUGAUGCAAGGAAACGGAUGCACUGCGUUUGAUGCAAAUGGUGAGGUUGUGUAUCGAAUCGAUAAUUAUGACAACAAACACAGCAAUGAAGUUUAUCUCAUGGAUCUCCGGGGCAAGCUUCUGUUUACCGUCUGUGAGAAGAAAAUGUGUGGUUUCCGAAGUUGGAAGGGCUAUGAAAGCAAUCAUAACAUUGGUGCCAAUAAGCCAAUGUUUCAAGUGAGAAAAAGUUGCAGAUUUGUUCGUGGAAGUGAAGUGUCUUUAUAUAAAGUAACGAUGCGAUCUGUUAGCGAUUGCUACAGUUUAGAGGGUUCGAAUGGUAAAUCAUCAUCAGCUUUCAUAGUAAGAGACAACAAUGGAGGAAUUAUAGCAGAAGCCAAGCAAAAGCAGUCAAGUUCAGGAGUAGUAUUGGGAGAUGAUGUAAUGACUUUGUUUGUGGAGGCUCAUGUGGAUCAUUCCUUUAUCAUGGCUCUAGUCACUGUUUAUGGCUUAAUUAGGCAUCAAAUAUGAGUUUAGCAUUUUUAAUUAACAUGGCAGCAUUGUUAGAUAUUGAAGCUUUUUGCAAAUACUAGGGCAGGUUGUUAGAUAUUGAAGCUUUUUGGUGAGCAGUGACGUUGCUCAUUGGGGUUAUUUCCUCUCUUUUCUUCUUUUUGUGGGAGUUUUACUUUUAACCAAUAUUGUACUGCAGAGUGAGAAAUCGAUCAAGUCAUUCAUUUUCCAUUUACUGUUAUGAGUUUCAGGCUAAUUCAGCAGGUUAAGCUUUCAUGUAUUAACGCACCCAACGAAU
Messenger RNA from Pyrus x bretschneideri (Chinese white pear), 973 nucleotides. Its product is annotated as protein LURP-one-related 3-like. The coding region runs from base 43 to 696 and encodes 217 amino acids. The transcript has a single exon. NCBI's taxonomy places the organism in Eukaryota, Viridiplantae, Streptophyta, Magnoliopsida, Rosales, Rosaceae. The record is from RefSeq and is a predicted model, not a curated record.